GGCAUAAAGAACACAACUCCAGAAACAAUUAUGAGCAAUCCUAAACUUAAGAAAAGAUCCUAUGAUGAGGUGAAGGAGGAAUUUUCCAUUGAAACUUCCGACACGAUCUUGAACAAUACUUAUAUCAAGAACAGUGAAGAACAAUCAAAAAAGAGAAGAACAGAUUACAAGAAGCUUUAUCGAAAAGCUCGAUCGAAAUUAAAGGCGGCAGCAGAUUACUAUGGAAGGUCGUGGUUAUCUUUCCAAGAAUUUCUCAAAUCUGACGAUGAAAAUAUGGUGGAAGACGAAUCUUUGAGUCAAGAUGAAUCUUCUGACGAGUUUGAAGGUGAAAAUUCAUCUUCAAACGGUGUUAUUAUGGAAGAAGAGAGUAUACAAUUCGAUAAAUACAUCGAAGGAGAAGCAUUAGCUGAUACACUUCUUCCUCCUGUUGUUGAAGAUUUGUUGAAUGAUGUUAAUUCUACUGUUGUGGACAUUAAUUCCACUGUGGAUAUUAAUUCUACUGUUGUUAAUGUUAAUUCAUCUGAUGUGGUGGAUAUUAAUUCUACUGUUGUUAAUGUUAAUUCUUCUGAUGUGGUGGAUGAUAAUUAUAUUCCGUUAGUGGAUGAUGAUUGGAAUUCGUUGGGAAUUUACGUGUCUUAUAAUAUGUUUCUUCAGGAUCCAUAUUAUAAUAAUUACUUAUAUUUUAACAAUGUUUUACAUGAUGAUGUUUUGUAUUAUGAUGAUAAUUUAUAG
Molecule: messenger RNA, 732 nt
Organism: Dentiscutata heterogama
Lineage: Eukaryota; Fungi; Glomeromycota; Glomeromycetes; Diversisporales; Gigasporaceae
Source: the annotation of a GenBank genome assembly